This is a messenger RNA of Thunnus maccoyii (southern bluefin tuna), 16107 nucleotides long. RefSeq names its product bassoon presynaptic cytomatrix protein a (gene bsna). Gene Ontology annotation, biological process: presynaptic active zone assembly; protein localization to synapse. Bases 1 to 12828 code for a protein of 4275 amino acids. The transcript is spliced from 16 exons. Lineage: Eukaryota; Metazoa; Chordata; Actinopteri; Scombriformes; Scombridae. The record is from RefSeq and is a predicted model, not a curated record. Gene Ontology annotation, molecular function: structural constituent of presynaptic active zone; metal ion binding. Gene Ontology annotation, cellular component: axon; cytoskeleton of presynaptic active zone; glutamatergic synapse.
AUGGGUAGCCCCAAGCCUGGCAUGCAACAAGGAGGCCAUGGAGGAGGAGGAAUGGGUGGAGUAGGAGGAGGUGGAAUGGGAGGAAUAGGAGGAGGAGGAAUGGGAGGAGGGAUGGGAGGAAUGGGUGGAAUGGGAGGAGGGAUGGGAGGGAUGGGAGGAGGAGGGAUGGGAGGAGGAAUAGGAGGAGGAGGAAUGGGAGGAAUGGGAGGAGGAAUAGGAGGAGGAAUGGGAGGAGGUGGAAGAGGAGCAGGCAUAGGCACUGGUGGAGGAAUAGGUUCCAGAGCCGGUGAACCCUACCGCCUGGCCACUCACGACAGUCCAAGUUCCCCCCGACACAUGCAGUCUGGCCAGGGGCCCGGCAUGGGGCAGGGCUCAGGGCCAGGCCAUGGAAUGGGUCACACUUCAGCUGGGUCCAGCAUGGGAGGCCAUGUAGGUCAGAGUCCCGGUCAGCACGCCUCCCGCCGAAACCUCCAAGUUGACUUCAGCAGUUCAGGCGGCUCCAGGACAGGCCGGUCUCCCUCGGUGUCUCCCGAUCGUGGUGUGACGCCCACCUCGCCCUACUCGUUGCCGCAGAUCGCACCCAUGCCGAGCAGCAAACUGUGCCCAGUUUGCACCACCACAGAGCUCUCCAACCCACCGGCUGUACCCAACUACAACACCUGCACUCAGUGUAAGGCCACCGUGUGUAACCAGUGUGGAUUCAACCCCAACCCACACCUCACUGAGGUCCAGGAAUGGCUGUGCCUGAAUUGUCAGAUGCAGCGGGCUCUUGGCAUUGAUAUGACCACGCCUCGCUCUAAAAGCCAACAGCAGAUUCACUCUCCAUCCCACCAAGCCAAACCCAUCGUCCAGCCUCAGCAGCCUGCACCACAGCCAACGCAGCCGACAGCAGCAGCACAGCCCAAACCAUUGGCACAGAAUCAGCCUACCCAGCGGCAGCAGCAGCAGCAGCAGCAUCCUCCGUCUCAGCCCUACGGCCAGACUCAACCUUACUCCCAGUCCCAGCAGUAUCCCCAGUCUCAGCCCCAGUCUUACCCUCUGUCCCAGCCAGGGCCCCAGACUCAGCCUCAUACCUCCCCCGGUUUACAGAGACACCCAGCCCCUGGCGGCCCCCAGACUCAGACAGGGCCCUCUCAGCAGGGAAUGAGGUCCGACCCAUACUCCCAGAGAGGUCCAGGAGCUCCAGGAGCUGUCGGAGGUCCUGCAGGAGGCCCCAGUCAGCCUGGAGGUCCACGGAUUCCCCACCCUGGCGCUGUGCCACUCCCUGGCUUGACCAAAGCGCCCUCCCAACCCGAUUUGGGUCGCGGUUCUCCGAUGCACCAGUCCAUGGCACGGCACCAUGACCAGACCAGAAGCGCCGGCUCCUCCCCAGCCCACAGGCCUCAGAGUCAGGCUCCGCCUCCUGCGCAGGACGGCCUGACCAAGCUGUUUGGCUUCGGCGCAUCGCUGCUCAAUCAGGCUAGUACCCUAAUCAAUGUCGACCCUCUACCCACCGCCUCCACCCAGCCCAGCCCUGCACGAGGCAAGGUGGUGUUUAGCAAUGCAACACCUGACAACAGGCAGCAACAACAAGGGGCCCCGGGCACCAAACCAUUCGGGAUGGGGGGCCCUCAUGCUCCAACUCAAAUGGGUGGCCCUCAUGCACCGAGCCAAAUGGGAGGCCCCUACGCAUCGAGCCAAAUGGUAGGUCCCCAAUCAGGUGGUCCACAUGCGCCAACCCAUAAACAGACCAUGCCCCAUCAACAAGGCAUGUCGCAACAGCAGUCGCCUGUACAUCAUCAAAAAGGGCCACAGCAACCGCAAGGACACCAACAUCAGCAAGCACCUGCACAUCUGCAGAAAGCGCCGCAGAAGCAGGAGCCGGUGGCGGCUCCUGCACCCGCUCCAGAGCCUGUGAAGCCCAAAGUGAACUGUCCUCUUUGUAAAACAGAGCUGAACAUCGGCAGCUCCGACCCGCCCAACUACAACUCCUGUACGCAGUGUCACAGCCAAGUGUGUAACCUGUGUGGUUUCAACCCUACGCCACAUCUGGUGGAGAAAAAAGAGUGGUUAUGUCUCAACUGCCAAACCCAAAGGCUGAUGUCCGGAGGCGGUCUUGACGAUCCUCCACUUCCUGUUCCUCACCCGUCUCCCAAGCACCAGCCAAUGGGUUCACCCCGUCACCAGGCGCCAGCUAGUCAGCAAAGCCCUCUCCACAAACCCACUAGUCAGCAGGGACCCAGGCCAGGCCAGCCCCAAACGCAGAAACCACAGGCGGGAACUGGUGGUAGUGGCCCGUUUGCACCAACUGCUGCUAAACAGCCAACUGACACUAAGACCACUACACCAUCUACGGCACCAGUACCAACCACGGAGACCCAGAAACAGCCGAAACCCACAGAAGAGAAGCCCAAGGCUGAGCCUGAGAACCAAACUGUCAAAGACACCAAAACAUCCCAGAAGAAGGGAGAGCAGAUCACACCGAUCAAGGAUAUUAAGAAGUCCAGGCAUUAUGAUGAAACAAAAAACAACAGCACCCAUGACUUAUCACGCAGCCCUCAGAGCCUCAGUGACACUGGCUACUCCUCUGAUGGCAUCUCCAGCUCCCACAGUGAAAUCACAGGUCUAAUUCAAGAGGAGGAGAUGAAGCUGAGUGAGAGGGGCAUAAGUGGGCGGGGCUCCCCUCCAAGCCCGUCUGAAAUUACAAAGCUAGAAAGCUCCAUGAGGCCUUUGUUGGAGAAGAGCCUCUCUGAAGAGAAGGCAGACAGAAGGGGCAGGAAGCACAGAGAUAGAGACUUGGAUGAUAGAGGGAAGCAGCGCCCACGCUCCCUGUCAAUCCCACCAGAUGCAUAUGACUCUGAUGAGGAACUAGAAGAUAUACUGGAAGAAGAAGAGGAUGGAGGAGACUGGGAGGGUAAACGGAAGGAAGGAAAGGAGGAGAAGAAGGAGAAAAAAAAGAAAGAAAAAGAGGCUGAGCCCACAGAGAUGACCGAUGAGGAGUUCAUGAGGAGACAGAUUAUGGAGAUGAGCGCUGAUGAAGAAAAUGAGGAAGAGGAGGAGGAAGAGAUGGAGGAAGAGGAAGAUGAAGAAGAUGAAGGAUAUGGCUACCAGAAGCCCAAGAAAAGCCACCAUAAGCACAUCAUCUCUGACUCAGGGAAAGAGAAGAGGCGCCUUCAGCACCACUCCAGCAGUUUUGAGGAGGAAACUAAGAGUUCUACUGAUGUUUACAAAGGCUCAGCGGAGGAGGGUGAGGAAGAUGUGAUGGCAUCACAAGGAGGCCUGAGGCGCUUCAAAACCAUUGAACUCAAUAAUACCAAUAGUUACAGCCGAGACAUGGAGCUCAGCAAUGAAAAUGACUUGAGCCUUGAUCGAGAACCAGAGCUAGAGAUGGAGAGCCUGACAGGAUCUCCUGAGGAGCAUUCUCGGGGAGACUACUCCUCCACUCUGCCACCGACUUCAUCCUCAUAUGGCUCUGGCCAGUCUCCUACUUCCAUUUCAUCAAUGGAGGAGGACAGUGACAGUAGCCCCAGCAGGAGGCAAAGGCUGGAAGAGGCCAAGCAGCAGAGGAAAGCGCGCCAUCGCUCCCAUGGCCCUCUCCUUCCCACCAUUGAAGACUCCUCAGAAGAGGAUGAGCUGAGAGAGGAAGAGGAACUUCUGAGAGAACAGGAAAAGAUGAGGGAGGUGGAACAACAGAGAAUAAGGAGCACAGCACGAAAGACCAAGAGGGAUAAGGAAGAGCUGAGGGCUCAGAGGCGCAGAGAGAGGUCCAAGACACCACCUAGCAAUCUCUCACCAAUCGAAGAUGCUUCUCCAACAGAAGAACUGAGACAAGCUGCAGAAAUGGAAGAGCUCCAUCGUUCUUCUGCUUCUGAAUAUUCCCCUCAGAGUCUGGACUCAGAAGCUGAGGGAUAUGAGUCCAAACUUUACAAGUCAGGCAGCGAGUACAACCUGCCUACCUUUAUGUCUCUGUACUCACCAAUUGAGAAGUCAUCAACCACAACAACCACCACAGCACCAUCUUCAACUUCCAAACCACUAAAGAGCGCUGAGGAGGUGUAUGAAGAGAUGAUGAGGAAGGCAGAGAUGCUUCAAAAACAACAGAAACAGCAGCAACAACAGCAGCAACAUGGAAGACAUGGACAGUUCUAUGAGGAGGAUGUUAAUGGACAAGGUUAUGAUGAUGAGUAUGAAUAUGAACAAGAUCAACCUGGAUAUGAGAAUGAGGCAGCAGAGACAGAAACAGAUAUUUAUGAGGAGAUCCGACAGACAUCUCAGAACAUCACUAAGAUGCAGCAGGCUACUGAUGAGCAAGUAGAGAUUGAGAUUGAGAGCUCCUACCCAGACAAGCAGCUCCUAGACACAGGCUCAGCCUUUGCUAAGUUACUGGAGCAAAGCAAUGCUCUCCUGACUCCAGGGACCAGCCCCACCCAGAUCUCAGCUCCAGUCUCCUUCGCUGAGACUGGAGGACGGAUCCCUGAUGUCCGAGUGACACAACACUUCUCAGCAAAGGAUGGACACAAGGACAGGAUUAAAAGCCAAGCAGGAAAGAAUGGAAUAACUCCAACAGUGGCUGCCACCACUAUUGCAGCUUAUGGAGUUUAUGCCAGGGAUGCAGUAACAAUUUCUCAGACAAGUUCAACCCACACUAUAACAUCUACCCAGUCUGGUAUAUAUGGCCGACACACGGGAAGUCCUGCCACAUCCUCAGCUACAGUCUCAAGUGUAUGCAGCAAGAUUGCAGAGAUUACCCAAGCCUAUAGUCAAAGAGAGGUGAUCACCAGAAGGGUAGGGGAGACUAGGGGUGUCCAAGUGCGAGACAGCUCAACAUCUUCUACUGAGAGAAUUAUUGAGCCACGUUCUCCCAAGUAUACUACAUAUUAUAGAAGCACCAGUCCUCCUCUUUCACCAUCACCACCACCACAAAGUCCCACCCGUUCACCUUCCAGAAGGGCUACAGCUGAGUUCUCUACACAGACUUUCAGUUCGGCAUUACGAAUGGACUCAGCUGGCUCUGGGCCUACAUCUCCAGUGAUAGCUCAGGGAACCCAAACAUCACAUCGAUCGGUUUCCCCACGACUGUACCGACAGCAGUCUUCCCAGGAUGCUCCAUACUCCCCACCUUCAAGUCCAGCUAGGCCAAUGACAGUCAACACUGCUACUUCUCCCCUGUCUUCGCCUACCCGAUUUAGCCGUCAAUCAACAUUUGACACAUAUUCCCCAUGUGGCAGCCCUCCAGACACUCCACCUUACCAAAACUCUCCUACACGCAGCUUCUACCGAACACAAAGAGUGGAGAAGGUAAAUGUGGGAACAAGUAUGGUCACCACAGUGAGCACUUACACAAGAGGGUCCAUGUCAAUGGAUAACAUCUCACUCUGUCGCAUAUCUACAGUCCCGGGCACCUCUAGAGUAGAGCAAGGCCAUAUGAUCCAAGGUGGAAGUGUUGUGGACCUCAGAACAGCCACCAAACCAGCUCCUAUUAUCAUGACUGAUCAAGGAAUGGAUCUCACCUCCCUGGCCACUGAAAGCAGGAAAUACCAUGGUGGAUCAGAGGGGAGCAGAAAUUCAACAAUUGUACAGCCACUGAUUAUGAACCUGAAUGCCCAGGAGACCACUACACCAACCACUGUGAGUGUCACUGUGGCUGCAUCCAUGUUCAUGACCCAGCCCAAACAGCCAACUGUCUAUGGUGAUCCCCAUCAAAACCGAGUAGAUCUGGGUCAGGGAAUGGGUUCAGCUGUGUGUUUUUCCCAAAACAAACCACCAAUGUCACCUCCAACUGACCCAUCAAUACCAAAAAUUGAUGCCAAACUGGAAGACCUCAGUGUCCAACAGAGAGAGCUACAGAUACAACAAGAGAAGUUGCAGAAGCAACAAGAACUUCUUGAACAGCAGUUGCAGCAGCACCAUCACAUGCAACAACAGCAGCAACAGGCAUCUGCUUUGGCCAGGUACAACCUUACUGGCCAGAUCUCACCUUUACUGAAAAAAGAUUUGCUAGUCAGCCAGACCAGCACUGCCUCAGCUGUGGUCAGUGCUGUAUCACCAGUUAUUAACCCUGAAAUGUAUGGCACUGGACCCAUUGAGCUUAAAGGGAAGCCCAGCCCUCCUGGUGUGAUUUCAGGAGGUAAAUCACCACAUAGUAUGGUAGUACAGAUGGACGGAGGGCCAGAACAGGCCAGGGCAGUGACUCAACUAGUGAAGGUAGAAGAAGGACAGGAUGCUAUGGAUCUUGCAGGAGGCCAAAUUAAACCUGACAACCAACCAGCUUGCUGUGAUGUUGUUUACCGACUUCCAUUUGGUGGAAGCUGUGUUGGUGGUUCUGAGAAAGAGGGCAUAAAGCCUCCCUCUGCCCCAACUCUCACAUACGAGUCUGACCAAGAAAGACAACCUGGAAGGUACCAUGAGUAUCCAAUGGAUGGACGUAAGGCCUACACAUUGCCUUUCCCUGGUAGGCUCCAGCCUUCAAUGUCUGAUACAAACCUGGCUGAGGCAGGGCUACUUUCCUACCAUUCUAAACUAGAACCGCACCUCCAAGCCCCAGAAGAACUUGCCAUGGAUCUAACUGCUAUGAAACAGGGCUAUGGGGGGUAUAUAGGGAUGCAGUAUGGCUCGUAUACAGAUUUACGGCAUGGAGGAGACAUCACAGCCCAAACGCUGCCUAUAAGGAGAUAUAAUUCCUUGUCUAAUAUCAGUUCAGACUAUGGCUACUCUGCUCGUGACAUUGCUGGCUUCCAUGAAGCUAACUUGGCUCAGUACAGUGCUACAACUGCCAGGGAGAUCAGCCGAAUGUGUGCAGCACUCAAUUCCAUUGAUCGGUAUGGAAGCAACCCAGACUUGAUGCACUUUGGCAGUUUGGGGAGGGGAACUGGCCCAGGGACCUCCAGACUUGCAGCUGGUCUUGGCAUGAGACAAAACCUCCUCUUUGGACUAGAUGGGAAGCCAAUCUCCCACAGUCAAGCUCUAACCAACCUUAUCAAUGCCAGGCAGGCCAGUCUCAGAGCCAUGUACCCUGCUGCCAUUAGGUCCUCUGAUGGGAUGAUCUACUCCACUAUUCAGACUCCUAUCGCUUCUACACUUCCCAUCACAACCCAGCCUGCUUCUGUUCUUCGCCCACUACUGAGGGGGGUCUACAGGCCAUACCCUUCUGCCAAUAUGACACCUGUGCCCCUAUCCAGUCUUAGCAGACUACCAAUGAGCCCCAGAAUGCCCUCAUCUGGACAAGCUCCAGUCCGUUACCCAGCGCCAGGUCUUCUCCAAACAAUGUCAACCACUGCCACUACUGCUGCUGCUGCAACAACUUCAGCACCAGCAUCUGCCCCAGUGUCUGUUGCCAUGACAACUACCAGCUCUACAGUCCAGGAUGAACCAGUUUACCUCGGUAAAGGUGCAACAGUGACCUCCUCAUCAUCAGAGGUCACCUCAGUACAUGGAGCAGUUGUCAUCCCAUUGGAGCCACAGCAGCAACCAAUAAACUUGUCUCAGGCUCACCUGAAUAGUCAACAACAAGUGACAGCUGCUCAGCAGCCACAGCAGCCUCCAGCAGCUCAUGCCUACCCACCCUUAGCUCCUUCACACACCCAUGGUUACACCCAACCUCCAGUAGGCCCUUCUGCCCCUGCCAGUGGCUUACCCAUUCCAGGAGGUCUUCCUCCCUUCCCUCCACCAGGUGCCAUACACAAGGAGGGUGAAACUGAGGCAGAGAGGUUGCAUCGGCAGCAGAAGCAGCUCCUGCAGAUGGAGAGGGAGCGCGUGGAGCUGGAGAAACUCCGGCAACUGCGCCUGCAGGAGGAGCUGGAGCGAGAAAGGAUGGAGCUGAAGCUUCACAGGGAGAAGGAGCAGAUGCUGGUGCAGAGAGAGUUACAGGAGCUGCAGAACAUCAAGGAACAGGUUAUUCAGCAGCAGCAACAGGAACGUGAGAAACAACUUGUUGUCCAGAGGGAACAGCUGGCCCAGCAGAAGUCCCAGCUAGACCAGAUCCAGUCUUUGCAGCAACAGCUCCAGCAGCAGCUUCAAGAGCAGAAGAGACUGAAAACGGCCGCUUCAGUUCAGGGCAUGCAGCUGGAUGUGAAUGGACAGCCUCUGCACCCUUACAACGACUCUCAGAUGGGCUCCCGUUCCCUCCCUAACUCCUCGUCAGAGAUGUGUCUGAGGAGCCAGGAGGACCACAUGGAAACCAGGAGCAACAUGAGGAAACACAGCUCCAUGACCAGGCUGAGUAGGGACAGCUUGGACGGAGAUGGCGUGGUGUUCUACGGCUCCCCCCGCAGGAUCGUGGACAGCUGUGUGCAAACAGAUGAUGAAGAUGGAGAGGAGAGGUACAUGAUGCGUCAUCGCACCAGGAGGCGUGGUCGCAGUGUUGACUGCUCUGUCCAGACAGAUGAUGACGAGGACAAGGCUGAGACGGAGCAACCAGUCCGCCGAAGACGUUCCCGUUUCUCUCGGCACUCUGACUCCAGUGCCACUGGCAGCAGCACUGCUGCCACGACCACAGCAGCCACUGACACCAAAACCGACACCCACAAGAUGGUAUCCUCCAGUAUCGCCAUCCAGACCAUCAGGGAAAUGUCCUGCCAGACAGAAGUGGAGCACCUAGGAAGAGUCUCCCCAGCAAUCCAUGUGACAGUACCAGACCCAAACAAAGUAGAGAUUGUGCACUACAUCUCGGGACCUGAGCGGACCCAAAAGGGACAGUCUCUAGCAUGCCAGACUGACCCAGAAGCUCAGUCACAAGGUGUUGUAGCUCCCCAACUCAGUGUACCAACCACGGUCAGUCCAUAUUCUUCCUCUACCAGUACUGGAACGCAACAAUCCGGUUCUGCUGACCUUCAGACCCAGCAGCGCCAGCAACAGCAUAUUGCAGCAAAUGCAGCCAAGUUUGAGCGACGCCGCCCUGACCCACUCGAUAUCAACUACCAGCCUCACAACCACCUCCACAAUGAGUCCAUCUCCAGCAUCAUCCGGCAGCAGCAGACAGCCCCCAAAUCCCCACAGGUCCUCUACUCUCCUGUCUCCCCAGUGUCCCCUCACCGCCUGCUAGAGACGUCUCUGUCCAGUGAGCGGCUGAACAAGGCCCAUGUCACACCUCAGCAGAAGUCCUACACAGCCGAGUCCCCCCAGCGACACCCCUCUGUGCCCCGACCCAUCAAGAGCACCCAAAGGUCCAUGUCAGACCCUAAGCCUCUCAGCCCCACCACAGAUGAGCAUACCAAGGCCAGGCUGUCCCUGUAUCAACAACAAGCGCUCCAGAACCAGCUGGCAGCCCUUCAGCAGAGCUCACUGCUGCGUAAGGUCAAGCGAACCCUGCCCAGCCCUCCUCCAGAGGAGACCACAUCAGUUCACCUGCCCAUGAUGACACCUGCCCUCCAACAGGUCUACCUGCCUUCCGUGCCCAGCCUCAAGCCCAGCUCCAGGUCUGGCCUGGCUGCCAAAGCCAGCCUUCUCAAAGACCUCACCCACGAGCUGAAGGCCGUGGAGCAAGAAUCGACCAAGCUGAGAAAGCAGCAAGCUGAACUGGAGGAGGAGGAGAAAGAGAUCGAUGCAAAACUGAGAUACCUAGAGCUGGGGAUCCACCAAAGGAAAGAGACACUGGUCAAGGAGAGGGAGAGGAGGGAUAUCGCCUACUUGAGGUGUAUGGGGGACACUAGGGACUAUAUGUCUGAUAGUGAGUUGAAUAACCUACGUUUGGCAGCUGCAGCUGCAUCACAUGAGACCAAUGGGCUACUGACAACGAGACCCAGCACUGCUCCUCUCAGCCAGUUCACCAGCGAUCUCAACACAGCAGCCCAGUACCCACCCACCUCAUCCUUCCUAUCCUGUCAGUACCCCCAGAGCCAACCGGCAGCACCAACUCAACAAUCAAGUGUACCAUACCAGUCUGGGACGUUCAACCAGCCUCCCUAUCCAAGUGUGUCUCAGUCCCAGGCACUGCCACAGCCCACGCCCCUCCAGAGCCAUGUCCACCCUCCAGGACCUACCUACCAGUCUCAAACCUCCUACCCUUCCCAUACCUAUCCCCAAACUCAGCCCCCAUACCCCCAGACAGACAUGGGGAUACCAGCUGCACCUCAGCCUCAGCCCCAGCCAGGGCAUACAGGCUUUGGGCCUGCACCACCAGGUCAGCCCCCAUACCCCACCCACAGCUCACCCUAUCCCAGUGCUGUGUCCUCCUACCCCAGCCAGACCACCCCAUACCCUGGGCAACCCCAAGCUGAUAUCCUGACGGUUCAUCCAGGAAGGCCCAGGCAGACUUCACUAGCCGAUCUGGAGCACAAGAUGCCCACCAACUAUGAGACGAUCAGCAACCCCACAGUUGUGGUCACCACCACAGCACAGGAUGCCACCUAUUCCAGUGCAGCCCCAUCUUAUGGUCAGUACACUGGUACAACAACCAUGGCCAGCUCCUAUGGGCCGUAUGGCUCAGCACCUGUGUCCAGCAGCUAUGGUGGGUACUCUGCCAUGCCACCCAGCACUUAUGGCCAGUAUACUUCAAGCUCAGCUAGUUCAUAUGGCCAGUACACCACAACCACUGCUAAUACUUAUGGCUACACCACUACCACAGCAAGCUCAUAUGGACAGUACACCUCUACAGUUUCCAAUGCCUAUGGGCACUCUGUAGACAGUCCCUCCACCUACAGCACAGCAGAUGGGAUGUACAUGGCUCCUGGCUUAGAGCAAAACAUUCCAAGGAACUACAUGAUGAUUGACGAUGUAAGCGAGCUGACGGCAAAAGACGGGCUGGGCACGACGACAGGGGACAUGAUGCAUCAUGGCAGCAGUGGGCGUUAUCCGGGCGACAUCCAUGGCCACAGCAGCACGACGCGUGGGGGAACUGGCAGCUCCUCGUAUGGCAGGGCACCCGAGGAAGAAGCAGCGAUGCAGGAAGAGCUGUACGACCACCAUGGCAGGGGUAAGAGCAGCUACAGGCACGGACCUCUAGGGGGCAGCAGCAGCAGCGUGAGCGCUAGCAUGGGUGGGGGAUCCUCCUAUUACUAUGACUACGACUACAAACAUGGCAGCAUCCGCUCCGGGGUACAGAAACCUUCGUCAUCCUCCAGAAGCCUUCUGGCUCCUGCUGUCAUGUCCUCCAAGCGCAGCAAGCACAGGAAACUGGGGAGUAUGGAGCAGAAAAUCUCCAAGUUUUCUCCCAUUGAGGAGGCUCGGGAUGUGGAGGCAGACCUGGCCUCCUACCCCUCAGUGGCAGGUGGGACUUACCCCUCCGCCCACAUUAGAGGGCGCCAGCUGAUCGAGGAUUAUGGCUUUAAGAAGAGUACUUAUGACGGCGGCAGUGGCACCAGCCAUGGUAGUCGAUACUACGGUUCAAUGGUUGAGGAGGACGACCGGAUUUACUACACCUCCACUGGCCGCUCUCGUUCCACCGGGUAUGGCAUGGACAAGAUCUCAGCCAAGGACUACUCUGGGUAUCGCAGCCGAUCCUAUGAGAGAGAUGACCGCUCCUACCGAUCUGGCUACAGCCGGGGGCGCCACCCGACUCGGCAGUACUCUGAAGAAGAGAGCCCACUCAGUCCCCUGGGGAGGUUCAUGGGUUCUGGGCGAUCAUCAAGCUUAGGUCCCGACCCAUACGACAGUCGCAGCAGUAGAUAUCAUUACUAUUACGGCCAAUAUGGUUCCAGCCACUCGCUGCCAGACGUACAAGACCACAUACGGGACCUUCCCAGGACGCAUGUCUACAAGUCGGAUGAUACAUACAUAAUAGACGAUUAUCAUUGUGCUGUGUCAGACAGUGAAGCCUACCAUCUGGGCCAGGAAGAGACUGACUGGUUUGAGAAGCCACGCUCCAGUUCUCGACACUACGGCAGCAGUCACUCAUCUGGGAGGAGCCGCCAUGGUGUCAAACACACUUACCAUGAUUAUGAUGAGCCUCCUGAGGAGGACCUGUGGCCCCAGGAUGAGUAUGGCCACGGAGGGCGACACUCUUCAUCCCGUGACCACCGGCACCACGGCAGCUCUAGCCGACACUCAUCCUCAUCACGUCAUUCAGAUGAACCGAGGACUUCGAGGUCAUCUAAAGGGCACCCCAAAGACCCAUCAAUGCGGCACGACCCUUCAGGACGAUCAUCAUCUACAGGAAGACGUGGUGACUCAAGGUCCGGAGGGUACCACUCAUCGGACUACACCCGGGAUCCAUCUGGGCACCACCACGGCCAGCGGUCCUCCAGACAAGGAGACCCACACCGGUCCUCACGCAGCAAGUCUCAGCAGCCAGUAGACAUGCAGGGCCAACCAACAGGCACCUCCAGGUCUGGCAGCAGCUCUGCCCGCGGUCAGGGCCCCGCUGGCGGUCCUGGAUCAGGGCGACAGGGUGUUCCAGGUUCCCAGACCGACGGGGUUUCGGGACAGCGGACCCAACUCCAACAACAAGCCCAGACAUCAGCGGCCCGGCCAGGGCAGCCCGGUGUCGCAGCGACUACUGGCCCUCAGCAGCAGCCCUCAGCCCAGGGACAAGGCAUGGGCAUGGGAAUGGGGCAGGGCCAGGCCAAGCCAGGGCAGAUGGGACCAGCAGGUGGACCCAUGGGGCAGGCCAGGCAGACAGGUCCCACAGGAACCACACCAGCCACCAUGGCCAAAAUCGACACGCCUCCGGCAACAGCUAUCGGAGCGAAGGCAGCACCCGUCAUGGCUACAAAAGCAGCCCAGCCCCCACUCACAGGCAUAGGUUCCAAGGCAGCUCCUAGGCCAGGAGGGAUUGGCAGUGCGGCAGCAGGUCAGCCUGGCAUGGAGGGAGAAGGCAUGUUCUCCAAGAUCCUGCCAGGAGGAGCCGCUGAGCAGGCCGGAAAACUGGGAGAAGCUAUCUCUGGUUUUGGCAAGAAGUUCACCUCUCUCUUCUAAAGUGCUAAGAUUAAGGACUAUGUAAAAUCACGGAGCCACGAGGCCUCGUACCAGAAAAACCUGUGAAGUUCCCCCUGCUUUUGUUUUACUGAAAGAGAGAGAGGAAAGAGAGAGAGAGACGAGGGGGGCAGAGAGGAGAGCUGAGCAUACUGCCAACAAGGACUGUAAUCCUCCGGAUACUUCAUGUCUCAGGCCUGAGCACACUGGCAGAGAGAACACGCUGCUCUCUCUGGCAGGCAGACAAUCAUUCCAAGCCAACAUUUAUCUUCAGGAGGACUACCCUCGUCAUCCAGCAUCCCCAGCCAAAGAACCGACCCCAACUACCGUGGAGUCCUAAAACCAUCCUGUAGCAGUUAGACACAUCUCUGCCCCUUCGUUACAAAAGAGCAACUGGCGGCCAAAAGUUCAAAGAAAAAGUUUGGGUUUUUGCCACUACGUGGAUUUAACUGCAGCUUCAAUGGAAGGAAACAAAGGGGUGAUGCAGUUCUACGCCUGUAUGCUGACGACUCCACCAUUUAUAUGAGAGCUGCUUUUUCCUGCUAAGAGUAUAAAGGAAACGGUAGCUUCACCACAGGCUUGGUGGCAUGCUAGGAUCCUCGAUUUCACAGUCCUGUGCUCAAACUAGCAACAAACGAGGCUCUCUUCUCUUUCCUAUCUCUCUUCAAAGGAAAAAAAGAGCAGGGAAAAUGGAAUGAAACUAGCUGAAGUACUGCAGGUUUUUCUGGUACUAAAGACCUCUUGUUUCAUCACCUGUUGAGAAGGAAAUCGAGAAAUGGAAAUGUCACAUUGAAUGAAUAAGACAAUGACAACGAUGCAGCCGUCGCACAGAGAACAACUGUGUCGGCAUGCAUCUCUUUCCACGGUUUCCUCUGUUUCUAUCUACAUUCCAGAUUGGAACUGUUAAAACCUUUGCUCCUCCUCUUCCUCACUUCUCUGCAUUUCUUGAAUGCCGAUUCUUCUUUCUUUCUAAUCCCUGCCCAACAAUCCUCAACUUGCCAUGUCUUUAAAGAAAUGUAUAGCGGAUUGAAAAAAAAAAAAGUAGGAAUUUGGAAUGCAUGGAACUUUAUAUCCAAGACCUUACACUGUUCAUCGUUACUUAACAGAGGCCAUAAAGACACUGGGAAACACAUCUUAGCUAGACGACGUAAACAGUAACAAGGAAGAGAGAUUUCUGAAGCAACACACAGGAGUAAGACGAGUCUUUUGUGUUUUCGGUGGUAUUCAGAGUGAAGCCGUAUGUGGUUGGGUUGUUUUUCAGCCAUUACAAAGCCAUUAAGACAACAUUUACCUGCAGUGCUUGUGGUGAUGGGAGUUUUUCCAACUGCUCCAUGUUUGGCUCUCAGAUAUUUCUCAUGUCGUUGUAGGUUAUCACCUCUUGUGUUCUUUUUAUAAUUUAGUUAUUUGCCUGGUUUUUACGUUGCAGGUUACCAAUAUCGCCUUAACCAUUUUUAAAUGUUUUAUUUUUAAGUAAAAAUAUUUUUUAUUACAUCCCCCAAACACUUUUUUUUUCCAUCACAGCCUUUUUUAUGUAGUAAUAUCAGCUGGAACACUGGCCACAGUGAGAUUGAUUUAUAUUUUUUAAAUUAACUUUGGUUUUGAUAAUUGUUUGUGAUAUUAUUUUUCAUUAAUUUAUGUUUUGUAAUGUUUUGUUACCUUCAUCAUGCCUCCUGUCAAUUUUCAGACUCUUAUUUAUUAUCAAUAAUUAUAAAAGCAAUAGAGUAAGAGAUAAGGAAGAGCACAAUCUUGUGUCAUUUCAGUAGUUGGUGGAACAGAAACGUGUUGCCUCCGUCUGUCUAACUUACCACUGAUGUACCGCUCAAGUCUGACUUAAAAACGUACCACCAAACCUACUCCAAUAUUUUACUACUGCUGUACUAAUACAUCAGAGAGCAGGAGCUAUAAACAACACGUACCACCCAGAUCUUCUCCUCCAACCAAUAGUGAGACAUCAGCGUCGUCAAUCAAUCAGUGGAUCGGAGUGAUUGGCUGCUUGUAUUAUCCAGCUGGAGUCUGAUCUGAAAGCACUGCAGGGCAGCAGAGAGGCACUGAAAAGCAGACCAGUCACACAUCGCGGCAGAACUGAACUUGACGUCGUCACCUGCAGGGGUUUGGGUUUCGAUGUGAUCCAUCGGACCCUCCAAGAUGGACGUUUAUUGGUAGUCUGCAAAAAGCUCAGCUGAGCUCCGUACACAUCAGUGUGUAUCAGCAUGUGUCUUCACUCUGUCAAAUGUGCACAGUGCACGUGAAAGCACACAUGAAAAUGGUGUCAAAAAGGAAAAAAAAAUCAGCACUCCUGUGACUGAGGAACCAAAAAUAACACACUUGGUUGUGUCACGAAGUCACUCGCCUUUUUUUUAACUUUUCAUUUUCUAUCGUGGUGGCGUCCAGACCUGUAACCCAACCCCUGAACCCCUCUCUCAGACUGUCAGUUGUCAUGGAAACUUCUCAGGUCAGUGUUCUCCUGCUGUUGCUCCUGCAGUGCAUUGUGGGAUCUGCGGUUCGGUACUCAAAACAUACUGUCGGGCCAAACAUUGAGAGGCCUUCAGCAAAACCAACGAACCAACCAACUUCUGCUGUAUAUUGUCUGUGUGAACGCUCGCUGGGAACCUUCGCAUGCCGCCCGGCGCAGAAAACCUCAAAGUCACCUCUAUAUUGUUCUGUUCCUAAUGUUUGUAUGUAUGUGUGUGGGGGUUCUGUAUGCGUGUAUUUAACGGCCAUCAUCCAAUGUGGAAAAGAAAAGAAAACAAGACAAACACGAGUUCAACCACAGCAAAUAUGGUGGGCAGAAGAGGCGACCUCUCAUCUCCAGUCGUUCUAUGCAAUGAAUCAUAUUUGGAAAACAGAAACAUGAGGAAAGAAAUGGGAUGUGAAACACAAAUGGGAAAACAGACACACAGUCAUUGUUUAUCAUACCUCAGUUGUUCUUAUAUCAAGAUUGCUUUAUUUUGGCAUUUGUCAUAGAUCAAAAUAAGGAGAUUCUUUGUUUCUUUCUUUGUUUGUGUGUAAUAUACAGUAGGUCACCUGUAAGUUAGAUAAUAAUAAGAAGGGUCUUUAUAUUACUUGUGUUCAGGGUCCCCUCCCCUCCCAAACUGGGAAUCUCUACAGCCAAAGGCUCUCUCUAAUGGUGUGUUCAUGACAGCUGGGAAAUGGAAGGAUCAUGGCUUCAGAGCUGGAAGGGUAAAUGAGGAGACGGUAGGGUUGCAUCCCUCUGCUUCCAAUUAAAAUGUUUAAUGAAGUAGAAAUUCUUCAAAAUACCAAAAAUUGCCUGCCAACAAAGUU